This is a messenger RNA of Haliotis rubra (blacklip abalone), 7478 nucleotides long. Its product is annotated as BRCA1-associated protein-like. The record is from RefSeq and is a predicted model, not a curated record. Gene Ontology annotation, biological process: Ras protein signal transduction; protein ubiquitination. Lineage: Eukaryota; Metazoa; Mollusca; Gastropoda; Lepetellida; Haliotidae. Gene Ontology annotation, molecular function: zinc ion binding; ubiquitin protein ligase activity. The transcript has 16 exons. Bases 139 to 2025 code for a protein of 628 amino acids. Gene Ontology annotation, cellular component: cytoplasm.
UAGAAUAGCUUCCGGUUCCUUGAGACGUAGAAGAAUAAUUAUGUUUUGAUUGGAAAAUCUUCAUCAAGUGAGGUUAUUUAGGAGUGGCCGUAGCAUGCUGUUAAGGACAAGUGGCCCAGCGGCUCUCCCUUCAUUCCAAUGUUAAUCUACAUGGUUGUGUUCCGUCUGGAGAUCUCGGACGACUUUGAUUUUCCCAAGGCCUUUCAACACUACAGUGCUCCAGGCUACAAAGAGAGACAGGACACAGCAGAGACCAAGCUGAGCUAUGCCUCAGUCCUGUCCACGGCUGCUGUAACAUCCUCCCAGGAAGAAGCCACCAAGUUCAAUUCAACAGAACCAAUCCAGGCCCAGGUGGCCGAACAUCGUGGUCUCAGGGUCCUGGAUGAUAUAACACUGGAGAGUCUGGAAUUCAAAGAUAUACUGUUAGCUGCGGCAGACAUGGAGGUCAUCAAACAAAAGUCUGGUAAAGAAAAAGAGAAGACUCCCGACAUAGAACCAAGUCCCGGACCUUCCAAAUGCCUAAACGACAGCACUGAGACACCAUAUAAACCUGUACCCUCAUGUGAUGCCAAGCCAGUGUUUGAGCGGGCCGGAAGCGCCAGACCCAAGAGUCACAGUCCGACCUCCCACAUGCCCUCCGCCAUUCACUUCUUCAGCGGCAACCCAUGUGUGGAGGUCACUAAGGGGAUCCUGCAUAUAUACAAGGACAGUGAGCGUACCUCCCUGGAUGAGGGUGUUGCUAGGAGUGAGAUGAUAUGCUUGCUGGGAGUCCCGGCCUCACACACCAUACACGACCUGCUCAUGUUUGCCGCUCCCAUGAGCUCAUCAUCUACAAUAGAAUACAUGAGGAUCAUUCGCUGUUCCAUUCCAAACCAGUACAUGGUGUUGCUCAAGUUUACUGAUCAGAAAUCAGCUGAUGAGUUCUACACCCACUUCAACAACCGGCCGUUCAACUCCAUCGAGCCUGACAUCUGCCAUCUUGUUUAUGUAGCUAAGGUGGAGAUUAUGAAGGAAUCAGAGGGUGCCACACUUCCUGUACCAGGUCUGCUGGAACUGCCCACCUGUCCAGUCUGUCUGGAGAGAAUGGAUGAGUCUGUGGACGGGGUGCUGACUGUGCUGUGUAACCACUCCUUCCACACCUCCUGUCUGGCCAAGUGGGGAGACACAAGCUGCCCUGUGUGUCGGUACAGUCAGACCCCAGAGGAGGUGGCAGACAACCAUUGCAUGAAGUGCGGAUCAAACGAGAGCCUGUGGAUCUGUCUCAUCUGCGGCCAUGUUGGAUGUGGGCGAUAUGUUGGACUUCAUGCCUACAGACAUUUCCAGGACACUAACCAUACCUACGCCAUGCAGCUUGGUAAUAACCGUGUGUGGGACUAUGCUGGUGACAACUACGUCCACCGUCUCGUACAGAACAAGUCUGAUGGCAAACUGGUGGAAGUGGACGAAGGUGGAAAUGUAGUCCAGGAUGAAAAACUCGACUCCCUUACGCUGGAGUACACAUACCUUCUGACAACCCAACUGGAAUCUCAGAGACAGUACUUUGAGGAGAAGAUGGAGGAGACAAUCAAAGAAGCAGAAGAGAGGGUCCUGGAAGCCAAGGAGAGAUGGAAGAAGGUGAACUUUGAGCGGGAGGUGCUGGCCAGACAACUCACAGACAUCAACAAAGAAAAGCAGAGUCUCGACAAGAAGUGUUCUCAUUACCACGAACGACUGUCCAAGUCAUUGUGCCAGCUGAAGGAGGAGCAGCAGAUGAACACGUGUCUGCGGGAUAACCAGCAGCUGUGGCAGAACAAGGUCACUGCCCUGGAGAACAAGCUCAAGGACAGUCUGGCUGUCAAGGACAAGGAGGUGCGAGACCUACAGGAUCAGCUGAGAGACAUCAUGUUCUACCUGGAGGCCCAGCAGAAGCUGUCCAACAACACCGAGGUCUCCCAGGAGGAGAUCCAGGAGGGGCAGGUCAUCGUGGGGGCCGCAGCAGCGCAGGCCUCGCCCACAGGGAAGAGGUCCCGGAAGAAGCAGAGGUAACAGAAGUGAUCACCACCAAACAGAAGAUGCUGAUGCUGCUUCUAGAUGUGUGUCUUGUCCUACUGCUGGUGCACUAGUGUUGGCACUUGUGUCUUGGGAAUAUUCUGCUUUAAAAAACAGGUGCACGUCAACCAAAAUCUUUUGUAGCACACAUGUGUCUUCAGAAUCUGUUGUGGGACAGAUGUGUGUCUUCAGAAUAUGCUGUAGGACAUAUGUGUGUCUUCAGAAUCUGCUGUGGACAGAUGUGUGUCUUCAACUGCUUCUAGCAGAUGUGUGUCAUCAGAAUCUGUUGUAGGACAGAUGUGUGUCUUCAACUGCUUCUAGCACAGAUGUGUGUCUUCAGAAUGAUCUGUAGGAUAGAAGCAUCUUUUCCAAAUCUGCUGUAGGACAGAUGUGUCUUGUGUGGCUUCAGAAUCUGCUGUAGGACAGAUGUGUGUCUUCAGAAUCUGCUGUAUGACAGAUGUGUGUCCAAGAAUCUGUUAUCAGCAUUGUAUGUGUCUUGCAGAUAUCUGCUUCUAAGAGAAGUUUCAAAGUCUGUGAUAUUGAUUAUUCAACUGGCCAAAUAUUGAAGCAUGGAGGAAGCGUGGUGCUGUUGUGUCCUGUUAUAUGGGCCUUCAGUCUGAGGUUUUUCCAGCUGGACAUUUCUCUCUUUGUUACACGUGUACACAUGCUAGGCUUAUGUGUGAACCUAUUGUAAUGUCAGCAGGGUGGUAAUUUAUCAUCAGCCUUUCACCUUCAUCUGAUUUGAUUGUGCACAAACAACUUCAAAAUGACUGCCUAGCCAAAAUGGGAUGUCAACAUUUUGAGCCAAACUUCGCUGGAACAACAUCAGAGCAUAUUUGCAGCCAAAAAUGAGUAAAUGUGUCGGCUUCAUUCAGUACUUCCAUUAAUACAUGUGAUAAAUAAUAGAUUGAAACAUGGUAAGACAUCAUUCUUAAAGAAGUGUAAUGAAUCAACUUUUAGUGUUUAUGUCAUGUUAUGUGUAGUGACAGCAAAGGCGUGUCACAAAUAUUGCAGAAAAAUUCCCUGUGGUUGGCAAGGCAACUGCAUUCAAGCCGGAAUGUGAGAGCUACAGGAUCAGAUAAACACUAAUCUCCCAAAGAGACUGAUGACAGGAAUGAAGAAAGAAGUGUCAGGGAUUCACAAGGCGAGAGAUUCUAGUCAGAAUGUCAGUCAUUGUUAUAGCAGAUCAUGUUUCUACCAUGAACUAGGGUUGACUGAGCAGAUACAGACCCAGUUCUACAGACAAUGUCAGCAAAUAUGCCCAGAUUGGAACUAGAAAUAUUCAGAUCUGUGUUCUUGUUUUAAUAAUUAACAUAUGGGCAUUACAAUCACUAAUAAAGCCUUAUGGACGUAGUUGCUGAUGAUCAGACUUUAUCCAUUGUCAUUAUCCUCUUGGUUUGAGGAGCAAUGUACUAGACUACAUGUGAAACUGUUCUAAAUGGAAAAGCCUGGAGGUUCAUGAGAGGCAUUUAAAAGUUGGUAUUCAAGUAAAAGCAAAUAUGGAUGUCAUCCAUAAUAUUUGCUUAUACUGGAAAAGCCUUGACUUUAACUCAGUGGGAAGAUUGUGACAAGUGUGAGGUUCUGUUAUCCAGUUGAUGUCCUUUAUGUAAUGUUGAUGUUAAGAGGAUUUAGACAUGGUGGAGUGUUGUGUCUGUGAUAUGUUUUAUGGAAGUGAUGGGCAUUCAUGUAGAUAUUGGAUCAGAAAAGCAGGUUAUGUUAUGUCUAUAUUUGAUGGGUUUGUGUAUUGCCUACACCCAGGAAUACAUUGGCUGCUAUGAGGUGUGGUCGCUAUUUAUCACCAAUUGAUGAAGCCAUGCUCUGGGCAUCUAGCCAUUGAACAUUGAAACCAGCUUGUACUCAGUGUUAAGAGUGCUCCGGUUUCAUCACAUAGCACACGCAAUGAAUUGCUGCAUGAUUGCUGAAGCGAUGUUAAACAAUAAUCAUUCACGCUCUUAUUCACUCAUUGUCAUUUUUUUACCUCUCGGGGGGGCGGUGGGGUAGCCCAAUGGUUAAAGCGUUGACUCGUCACGCCGAAGACCCGGGUUCGAAUCCCCACAUGGGUACAAUGUGUGAAGCCCAUUUCUGGUGUCCCCCGCCGUGAUGUUGCUGGAAUAUUGCUAAAAGCGGCGUAAAACCAAACUCAGUCAGUCAGUCAGUCAGUUUACCUCUCGGAACCCAUAUAACCCUCAGCUGCCAAGGGGUGGUGGAGUAGCCUAUGGUUAAAGUGUCCGUUCGUCACUCUGAAAACCCAGGUUUGAUUCCCCACAUAGGAACAAUGGGUGAAGCCCAUUUUUGGUGUCCCCUGACAUUGCUGGAAUAUUGCAAUCUACGCAAUUGGGAUACGAUGGCAUGUGUCUGAGCCUGACCAUACGAUCCUGUAAACCCCAUCUUAUGACAGUCAUAGGUUACUGAAGACCAAUUCUAGCCCUUCACAGGUACCAGCUCAUUUGAACUUAGUGAGGCCUCAUUUUAUUGGCUGACUAAAAAUAAGAUUUUUUGUAUUGACAGGUUGUAUUCACAGUGAUGGGUAGGUGUGAAGAUCCGGGUUAGAAUUGGUCUUCAGUAACCCAAGAUGUGACUAACGGUAUCGGGUGGUCAGGCUCGCCGACCUAGUUGACACAUGUCGUCGUAUCCCUAUUGCGUUGAGCGAUGCUUUUGCUGUUGAUCACUGGAUUGUCUGGUCCAUACUUGAUUAUUUACAGACUGCUGCCAUAUAGCUGGAAUAUUGCUGAGAGCGGUGUUCAUCAAUAAACCAACCAACUAGCCACAGUGAUGGAGGAACGUAGCGUGUACAAACCCUUCAAAUAUUGUCAGUGCAGUCUGUUUUUCCUUGUAGGAUGGAUUGUGGAACUGUUAUGACUCACAUACUGUACACUAUAGUACAAUGGGAGUUCAUGAUUCACAGAUGUAUCAAUAUACAGUGUGGUACAAUGUAUGAUUUGUUUACCCAUGUGUUUAUUCAGUUUUCAGAAGUUAAUAUUUGCUUCAUUCUGCUAUAACCUGGACUGUUUAUCCAAGCGUAAACUGAACUUCACAAAACAAAAUGCUAACACAGAUUGACAAGCUUGCGUGAACCAUGCAAAUAAUACAAAUAUUUCAUAGAGCAGUGUCUGUCUGGUCAUUUCAUGCAAAUCACAUUUCAAAAUUAGUAUCGCAAUUUUCAUCAUUACUCAAAUGUCCAAAUAUGUAUCAGUAUGUUAGUCAGAUAUCUCAAUUAUACUGAACACAGGGUACAGGUGUCUGUGCUAUGUGUACAUAGUGUUAUACACAGACUGAUAUAUAUUAAAAUUUCUGUUGCUUUAUGUUAUUAGUUUUUCAUCAUGUAUUUUUAUAUUUUUCUCAGUUGUGAGCCUGGGUUAAAAUUAGUCCCCAGCUGCCUAUGCUUGUAAGAAAAGAUUUGGUGGUCAGAUGGUCAGUUUGGUUUGGUUGUUUUUUAACGCCACUCAGCAAUGUUCCAGCUAUAUGGUGGCGGUCUGUAAAUACUCGAGUCUGGACCAGACAAUCCAGUGAUCAACAUCAUGAGCAUCGAUCUCAAAAUUGGAAUCCCGUUAGUUGCCUCUUACGACAAGCAUGGGUUACUGAAGAUCAAUUAUAUCCCGAAUCUUCACGGAUUGGAUGGUCAGUUAUGGUGACAUGGCUAAUAUACUGAUGGUGUAGACUGUUGCUCUUUAUAUCAACCCCUUGUUUGUCAGAUCCAGACUCCAUUAUUUACAGGCUGCUGACUACUGGAAUAUGCAACAAACAAAUAAACAAUCUUAUGUUUUAGAAACAUAGAUCAAUAAACGGGGAUGCGUAAACAACAUUCUUUGUUUGGGAGAGGAGCGGUGGGGUAGCCUAGUGGUUAAAGUGUUGGCUCGUCACGCCGAAGACCCGGGUUCGAAUUCCCACAUGGGUACAAUGUGUGGAGCCCAUUUCUGGUGUCCCCUGCCGUGAUGUUGCUGGAAUAUUGCUAAAAGCUGCGUAAAACCAAAGUCAGUCAGUCAGUGUUUGGGGGAGCAUGGUGUGAGUACCCUGACUCACCACAAAUGCAACAAUUUUGUUCUGACAGGGUGACAUUCUGUGUCAUUGAUCUGUACGCUAGUGAAUCAUUGUGAGGUUUGUAUGGCCAAAUCAAAUACACAAUCAAACCAACCCACCAGAAAUCUACCACAGCGUGUGAAAUUAUCACUUUUUUUAAAUUCUUAAAUAGUUUAAGACAGGAAAUCUAUAAAAUCUAUAAAAAAGCAGCAUGACAAGUGCUGGUUUGUCUAUGUAGAUUGCGAUAUCUUGAACAGAGAACAGGGAGGUCUAUCUUCACCAUAUUUCCUUUACCAAUAAUUCUCAAAUGUUGUAUAUUUUCUGUGUUUUCAAUCUUUUCUGCACAAUCGUUUGUAAUAUUUCCAAUAAAUAUGUAAACAAUCAACAUUCCAAGCAAAGAUAAAUGAUCGCAUGGUCCUGUGAUGGAGCGUUUCUUUUUGUCCAUAAAUGCUGGAGGUGGAAGGUCAGAUUUGUAUAUUUUGUUCUAAUACUUAUGGGCCAGUGGGUCAAGCUUGGUUCAACACAUCAAAACAUGAAAUGCUGGGUUUGAUUCCCCCACUAAAUCUCAAUUGGUGUGCGCUGUUAACAUUAAGCUGGAAUAAUGCUGGGAGCAGGGUAACACCUUGUCUUGAGCCAGGACUGGAAUCUGUAUAUUUAAAAAGUUUCUUUACCCUUAAUUUCUACAAUCGGAAAGAUCACAGUGUGGCUUUCUUUGAAACUAGGCUUAUUUUAGUUCUAUCAAGAUUUGCCUUGGUGCUUAGCAAAAAAAUUAUUUUUUCAUGUAAAUGAUUUCUAUAGGGAUAUUUUACAACAGGAAGGUUUCAAACCCGUACACUGACUUAUUUGCCUACCUUUAAUAUUUAUAUAUCACGAUAUGUUUAAAAAGGUUUAUAAGAAAUUCAAAUCUGAUUUUGCAUGUUUGUUCAUUUACUCACAAGAAUAUGUUGAUGUAGUUUUGUUUUUAGUUCAUGACGUAAUGUUAUCCCUGUGUUAUCUACCCGAUCCCAUGCGUAUAUCUCCCAGCUGUUAGCUUGAGUUUAUUGUCUUCAUUAUCUGUUGUAAGAUGAAGUAGAGUCUGUGGCUAAGCCAGAGGUAUCAAAUGAUAAUAUUCCACAGACAAGUACACUGAAACAAUGUAGGACAUAGAGUGAGAUGUGAAAGAGAGUACUAGUACUGUACAAUGGGAAGUAUCAGUCAGAGGUUUCAAAUAUGAAUAUAGCCCAUACAAGAAAGUACAUUGAAAAAAAUGUAGGACACAGAAUGAGAUGUGAAAGAGAGUACAAGUACUGUACAGUGGUAGGUUUCAGCUAAGAAGGAAACAAUUCAGGGCCUGGAAACAACAAUGGCAUGAGUAGAACUACUUUAUAUUGUAGUGUUGGGAUGAGUUAAAAUCUCACAAUUGAUGAUUGGUUCAUUACAACUGAUCAAUCUUC